Rubroshorea leprosula is the source of this 865-nucleotide messenger RNA. The record is from the annotation of a GenBank genome assembly. NCBI's taxonomy places the organism in Eukaryota, Viridiplantae, Streptophyta, Magnoliopsida, Malvales, Dipterocarpaceae.
CGAGCAGAAAACCCUAGUCGUCAACCUCAACCCCGCCGCAGCCAAAAUGAAGUACAACCCUAGGGUUUCCUCCUCCCGCCGCAAGAAUCGCAAGGCACACUUCACGGCGCCGUCGAGUGUGCGGCGGGUGCUGAUGAGCGCCCCUCUGUCGACCGAUCUGCGGCAGAAGUACACUAUGCGAUCGAUGCCGGUGCGCUAGGACGAUGAGGUGCAGGUUGUGCGCGGCACCUAAAAGGGGCGUGAGGGCAAAGUGGUACAGGUCUACCGCCGGAAGUGGGUCAUCCACAUUGACCGGAUCAGCCGUGAGAAGGUCAAUGGAUCGACGAUCAAUGUAGGCAUCAACCCCUCCAAGGUCGUGAUUACAAAACUCAGGCUUGAUAAGGACCGGAAAUCGCUUCUCUAUCGGAAGGCCAAGGGUCGCGCCGCUGCUGAUAAGGACAAAGGUACCAAAUUCACGGCGGAGGAUAUUGUGCAAAACCUUGAUUAAGGUUUAAUAUCAUAGAUUUUUUUUCUUAAUUUUAGAAUGAUAAUGAGCAACAAUCAUAGAUUUUUUUUUUUUAAAGAAUAUAAAUGAGCAGCAAUAUUUAUUUAUUCACUUUUUUUAUUUUGGUGCUUUUUGGAUGAACUGUUGCUUUCUGUGAUCUGUUUAUGAGGAAAUGUGAUAGUGGUAUUCUAGGAAUCAUUUUAGUAAUGAGAGAUGUGAGAUGGCAAUGGCGUUUUAACACUAAAAUGCUCUAGUUUUUAUAUGAUUCAUUAAUCUGCUUUAUUCUGGUGACAAGAAAUAGAAACAAAGUACUUAAUAGGUAAUUCUACAAUAAUCUUGAUCAAGCAGUGAUAGGUAAAUGAAUAAAAAAUUUGAUCUUGA